AUGCAAUUCUUCCACCUCUUCCUCCUCCUCGUGGCUGCGCUUUUCGCCAGCCACGCUGGUGCAGCACAUGUGCUGGACCCACGCGCCCUCAUCGCCAGGGCAUAUCUGGGCAUCUCGGUCGUGGUCUUCCCGCCAGAAGCCGCACCGGGACCUCGCCCAACUCCUCACCGCACCAUUUUCUUCGCCUCUCCGACCAUUCCCGCUUUCCCGGACCAGGGCCCAACCCCUGAGUCCACCAUGUCUACCGCCGGGGGCUCCGGAUCUGAAGCCCCAAGUUUCUCCGUUCUCGAGAACCUUGCCCUUGUCAAGGAACUCCUUGUGACCCGGGUGUUCGCUUCGGCGAACUAUGUCAUCUCGCAACUCCGUCUCGUUGUUGGGCACAAGGGGUUCAGGGUGAACGAUCCGGUGGCUUUCCUGCGCGCCAAGGCGACUCCUCUCGUCGCAACGGUCCGCAAUUCGUUGGUUUCUGGCGCCGAAAGCGUCAUCGGUGUGUGGUUGGGGUUCCUCAACAGCCUCUCCGCCGCCUUUGGCGCGUUCUCCUCCUUGGUCUCUCUGGUCAUCAGCCAGUCUUGCUCCGCUGUAGCAAGUGCUGGUCGCUCGAUCGCCUCAAUCCCGCAGUCCUUAUUCCAGGGCUUCCGAUACCUCCUCAAGCUCAGCAUCUUGGUCAUCCUGAUCGUGAUGCUGAUGUGGGUUGUCCUGCCUGUUGUCUGGGAGUUUACUCCGCGCGCGCAGGCCUGGGUUGCGGGAUGGUUUGGGGUUCCACGAAUCGACUGUCGCGAGGCAUUGCUCCUCGCGCAGGCCGAACUCGGGCGCAUGGCGAGAGACCAUGCUCACUACCACGCAAGGAUCGAUGACUUGCACGUGAGACUGGAGAAAUCGGGCUCGGCCAACGCGGCCAAACAGAGCAGGAUCGAAUUCCUGGAGCACUGCGGCAUCCUCCGGGAGGACCGCCAAAACGCCGACCAGAUCGCCCUCGACAUCCUCCGCCGCAAGGCUAUCGCUGCCGGUUUCGCUGCCUCGCGAGGCCCCGCCGACGAGCUGGCAGCGCUCCGCAAAGCCCUCGCAAAGCAGGGCACCACCAGCGACGAGAUUCUCGCCAACUCUCGCGCUGCCGCUGCCGAGAAGGCCAGCCUCGAAGCCCAGAUCGCCGGGCUCAAGCAGGAACGGGUCGUUGCCGCACAGGCAGCCCAAGUACAGCUUGGGCAAGCAAACGCCAGGAUCCUGGCGUUGGAGCAGGAAGGGGUCGUUGCCGCACAGGCAGCCCCGGUACUGCUCCAGCAGGCGAUGGACAAGAUCGCCGCGUUGGAGGCGGACAAGGUCGACGCCGAAAAGGCAGCCUUGGAUCGCGCUCGCCGGGCAAGGGCCCAGGUCGCCGCGCUGAAGUUGGAGAAGGUCGUUGCCGAACAGGCAGCCUUCCUCCGGCUCCAGCGACUCACCUCGAGCAAGCGGAGUGCCUCCGAGAAGGCACAGAAGCUUGAGGUGGAGAAGACGGCGGCCGAGGACGCGCAGCGCGUCGCCGAAGCCAAGGUGGGUGCUCUCGAGCACUCACUCGAGGCAGACAAGCUUGCGGCGUUCAACGCCCUGAAUGCCCAGUUCGCGGAGGAGGUGGCCAAGGCGGCCAAGGGCAUGGCAGGCCCAGCAGUGGAGGUGGAGAGCAUCAAGGCAGAUGCUCUGAAGGAGAUUGCCCGCAUCGAGGGCGAAUGCAAGGCCACGGUCAAGGCCGUGGAGGACUCAGCGGCGGCCAAAGUCAAGGUCGACCGCAAGGCUCGCGCCGAGCUCCAAGAGCGCCUCGAUGACGUGCAAGAGAGGCUUGAUGACACCCUGGAGGUGGUGGAUGGGAACAAGCGGCAGUUGAAGAAGGCGGGCGCCGCAGUGGAUAGGCUUCGUGCUGAGCUCCAAAAGCUGAAGCCGGCGCCCGCACCAGUUGGACAGGGUGCCUUUUCUGGCGCCCUUCGAGACAUCAUCAGUGGUCCGAAAGGACCUCAAUAGUCCGACUGAAUCUCUGCCGCCCCUACACCGCCCUCAACCGACGACGGAAUAUUGGAAAGAGGUGCUGGGGAUACCGUCGUUGAACGCUU
Messenger RNA from Pseudovirgaria hyperparasitica, 2078 nucleotides. RefSeq lists its product as uncharacterized. The record is from RefSeq and is a predicted model, not a curated record. The transcript is spliced from 2 exons. NCBI's taxonomy places the organism in Eukaryota, Fungi, Ascomycota, Dothideomycetes, Acrospermales, Acrospermaceae. The coding region runs from base 1 to 1989 and encodes 662 amino acids.